AUGACGACGAGGCGGGGAAAGUGCGGAGGGCGCGCCAGAAGGCGGCUUGGCACGCCCAGUGCAGCCGGCUCUGGGUGUUCUCCGAGGUUGCACAAACCCUCCUGGGCCGACGGGUCUACUCUGUCGAGGGCAGUCCCGCAACCGCCCGCUGCUCCUCCAGACCUCGGCGCAUCCGGGCGCCGCGGCCCGCGCGCACUGGUCCUGCACCGCCGGCCAGACCUCUCCGGACCCUUUCUCAGAGCCUCUCCGUCGACCCCCUUUCUUUCCUUUUCGUCUGCCUCUCCUCAACGGGCGCUCCAGACCGCUGCAAAGUUCUCUCACGACCCGGGGAAAGACAUCCAAGAGACGGUGAGGAAAAGCCCAAGAGUGCGCUCCGACGCUCGGCCUCCCUCCCAGGCCGGCAAACUCCGCGGGCAAGUCCGGAGUAGUCGCGGAGGCGCCGCUGCCGCCGCCCGCGCCUCUCGCGCCGGUUACAUUAACACGCGGUUUCACACUCCGGAGCUAACCAGCGCCGGCCCCGCCCAGCACCGCGCGGGCGGGGGGCGCGAGCGCGGAGCCGGCGGGGGACGCGAGCCUGUCUGGUGGAGGGGGGCGGGGGGAAGGCCCUCGUCAGCCAAUCGCUUGCGGCGCGCCCAACGUGGGGUGCUGACGAGACGCCUCCCCAGAGCCUAUGGCAGCGCGGCACCGGACAGCCCGUCUCACCCGGUCCCCCUCUUCUCUCCCACCCCACUUGCUUCCAUCUCCGCCGUCUCCCCCGUCUCCCCUCCCAUCCACCCCCACCACUCCUCCGCCAGCCGCGUCCUCCCGGGCUCGGUGAGGAACUGUUCCUGGAGGAGCCGCGGGACGUCGAAACCAGCCAAUGGGAAGCAGCGAGACGCGGAGAUUGGCACGGUGGAUGGGAAGAUUGAAAACAACUGGGUACCAUCCUCAGGGAAUCAGCAGCAGUUUAAUGAACAGUAA
Rangifer tarandus platyrhynchus (Svalbard reindeer) is the source of this 960-nucleotide messenger RNA. The record is from the annotation of a GenBank genome assembly. Lineage: Eukaryota; Metazoa; Chordata; Mammalia; Artiodactyla; Cervidae.